This is a messenger RNA of Peromyscus eremicus (cactus mouse), 617 nucleotides long. It is a transcript of the gene Rpl26, whose product is annotated as ribosomal protein L26. Gene Ontology annotation, biological process: cytoplasmic translation; ribosomal large subunit biogenesis. The record is from RefSeq and is a predicted model, not a curated record. Bases 136 to 573 code for a protein of 145 amino acids. NCBI's taxonomy places the organism in Eukaryota, Metazoa, Chordata, Mammalia, Rodentia, Cricetidae. Gene Ontology annotation, cellular component: cytosolic large ribosomal subunit; ribosome. Gene Ontology annotation, molecular function: structural constituent of ribosome; RNA binding. The transcript has 4 exons.
UCCUCUCGCCGCCUGGAAGGGUUUGCGGAUGCGCGAUCUGCCCCCGUUCCCAGGCUCAGGUGGGGAGCCCCGGUGUCGGUUCGCUUUGGACGGGCAAAGUGCACUCACACUCGGGCCCGUAAAUGGGAAGCCAAAAUGAAGUUCAAUCCCUUUGUGACUUCGGACCGAAGCAAGAACCGCAAACGGCAUUUCAAUGCACCUUCUCACAUUCGGAGGAAGAUCAUGUCUUCCCCCCUUUCCAAAGAGCUGAGGCAGAAGUACAAUGUUCGGUCUAUGCCCAUUCGAAAGGAUGAUGAAGUUCAGGUUGUCCGAGGACACUACAAAGGCCAGCAGAUUGGCAAAGUGGUUCAAGUGUACAGGAAGAAAUACGUCAUCUACAUUGAACGAGUGCAGCGAGAAAAGGCUAACGGCACAACCGUCCAUGUGGGCAUCCACCCCAGCAAAGUGGUUAUCACCAGGCUAAAGCUGGACAAAGACCGCAAAAAGAUCCUGGAAAGGAAAGCCAAGUCUCGACAAGUCGGAAAGGAGAAGGGCAAAUACAAGGAGGAAACGAUUGAGAAGAUGCAGGAGUAGGGAUGUGUCCUACACAGCUUUCAUUAAAGACUGCUUAAAUAGUC